Exaiptasia diaphana is the source of this 612-nucleotide messenger RNA. RefSeq lists its product as uncharacterized. The record is from RefSeq and is a predicted model, not a curated record. NCBI's taxonomy places the organism in Eukaryota, Metazoa, Cnidaria, Anthozoa, Actiniaria, Aiptasiidae.
AUCAUGGCCGUAUUGACAUCYGCUUUGAUUCUUUCGCUGGCUUCCCUCAUCCAUACAUCGAACUUGGAAUGUCAUACCAUAAGGUAUUUCAAAGCAGGAUGCUUUGCAGAUUACUCUCAUGAUAGAACUAUGGAGGAAUAUCAUGGUUCACAUUCCAUUGAGGAUUGCAUGAGACUUUCCUCAUCAAAAGGCUACAAAGCUUUUGGAAUUCAGUAUGGAAAUGAAUGCUGGACAGGUGCAAAAGCACAUUUAAACUACAGAAAACAUGGGACACACAAUAACUGUGCCAAUGGAAAAGGUGGCUCCUGGUCUAACUAUGUGUAUAUAGUAGAUGAUGAAUGACAGCUGCGAGAAAACACCAUGUUUAUAUGCGGUUAAACUGAAGUAUGAACUUUUUUUCAAACUUCUGCAAAAUGUUUUUGAUUAACAUUAAUGCACUGGUCAGGCAGAUAACAAACUUUGUCAAUGUUCAACCAAUAAACAUUUUGAGUAUUUUCUCUGCUUUCCAAUCAAAACAAAUCAGUGUGCUCAAGUAAGGAGUCUCUUCUUUUAACACUGGUCAGGCAGAUAAAAAAACUUUGUCAAGAAUGUUUUAUGUAGUCUCCUUUGCAG